Molecule: messenger RNA, 3987 nt
Organism: Euleptes europaea (tarantolino)
Lineage: Eukaryota; Metazoa; Chordata; Lepidosauria; Squamata; Sphaerodactylidae
Gene: CDH8
Product: cadherin 8
Exons: 11
Coding region: 192-2591 (799 amino acids)
Biological process (GO): adherens junction organization; cell morphogenesis; multicellular organism development
Cellular component (GO): plasma membrane; synaptic cleft; catenin complex
Molecular function (GO): cadherin binding; calcium ion binding
Source: RefSeq, a predicted model, not a curated record
GAACAACAAAGCCCAACGGGAGUUUGUUUCUACCAGCUAAACUAGCUCUAUUUAUGUUUACUGUGCUCUAGACUCAUGGAGGAGCUAUAAGAAAAUCUUCUUUGCUGCAUGAUGAAUCGGAUGACUACGAUCUGGAAUAAAGCAAAAUAAUUGUUUCAUUGUCGGCAGUGAUUUGCUUAGUGUGUGGAACGAUGCCAGAAAGACUAACAGAAAUGCUUAUGGAUACAUGGGCUCCAUUAGUAAUAUUAUGGAUUACUGUAUUCCCAUCCAUGUACAUGGCUCCAACGAAUGAUUCACAAGUAUUACCAAGUGGAUCCAGUGGAGGACUAAAUGAAAUAAAUGAAGAGCAAAAAGUGUUGAACCGUUCAAAGAGGGGCUGGGUAUGGAAUCAAAUGUUCGUCUUGGAAGAAUUUUCUGGACCAGAACCUAUAUUAGUUGGUCGGCUACACACAGAUUUGGAUCCUGGAAGCAGCAAAAUCAAGUACAUCCUAUCAGGUGAUGGAGCUGGGACUAUCUUUGUGAUCAACGACAAGACCGGUGACAUCCAUGCAAUGAAAAGACUUGACCGGGAAGAAAAAGCUGAAUAUACGCUAACAGCCCAAGCAGUCGAUAGGGAUACAAACAAACCCCUGGAGCCUCCUUCAGAAUUCAUAAUUAAGGUUCAAGAUAUCAAUGACAAUGCGCCAGAAUUUGUUGAAGGUCCAUACCAUGCAACGGUUCCAGAAAUGUCCGUCGUGGGUACUUAUGUUACUAAAGUGACAGCCACUGACGCAGAUGAUCCGGUUUACGGAAACAGUGCCAAGCUGGUGUAUAGCAUCUUGGAGGGGCAGCCUUACUUUUCCGUGGAACCGCAUACAGCAAUUAUUAAAACGGCUCUUUCAAACAUGGACCGGGAAGCCAAAGAGGAAUACUUUGUUGUCAUCCAAGCAAAAGAUAUGGGCGGGCAUAUGGGCGGCCUCUCCGGGACAACAACCGUGACGAUUACCCUCACUGAUGUUAAUGACAAUCCUCCAAAGUUUGCACAGAGUUUGUAUCAUUUUUCAGUAUUGGAAGACAUUGCUAUUGGCGAUCCAAUAGGAAGGGUUAAAGCAAAUGACCUGGAUAUUGGCGAGAAUGCUAGAUCGUUCUAUGAUAUUAUUGAAGGAGAUGGAAUGGAUAUAUUUGAAAUCACCUCCGACUCCCAGACUCAGGAAGGCAUUCUUAGAUUGAGAAAGCCCCUGGACUAUGAGGCCAAAAAAUCCUAUACUAUGAAGAUCGAGGCAACCAACGUUCAUAUUGAUCAACGUUUCAUCAGUGUGGGGCCCUUCAAGGAUACGGCAACAAUCAAGAUCUUGGUAGAGGAUGCUGAUGAACCGCCCAUCUUUUCGUCACCGGAUUAUCUACUAGAAGUGCAUGAAAAUGCCGCCAUUGACUCUGUCAUUGGUCAGGUGACUGCUCAUGACCCUGAUGUAACGUCAAGCGCCAUAAGGUUCUCCAUCGAUCGCAACACCGACCUUGAGAGGCAGUUCAACAUCAAUACGCAAGACGGACGGAUAACGUUGGCGACCCCGCUGGACAGAGAAACCAGCACGUGGCACAACAUCACCAUUGUGGCAACAGAAGACAGAAACCCCAGUCAAAUAUCCCGCGUGCCGGUUGCUAUCAAAGUCCUUGAUGUAAACGACAAUGCUCCUGAACUGGCAUCAGGAGAUCAAGCAUAUUUGUGUGAGAACGGAAAAUUGGGAAAAGUCAUUCACACCAUGAGAGCCAUUGACAAAGAUGAUCCCAAGAAUGGACACCACUUUGUUUAUAACCUCCCACCUGAACUGGCCGAGAACUCCAAUUUCACAAUCCAGAAAAAAAAAGAUAACACCCUUGACAUUUUGACCAAACGUGGUGGAUUCAGCCGGCAGACGCAAGAAGUGUAUCUUCUACCAAUCAUUAUCAGCGACAGUGGAAAUCCUCCAAUGAGCAGCACCAGCACCCUCACCAUUAAGGUCUGUGGUUGCAGCAAUGAGGGUAUUGCCCAGUCCUGCAAUGCUGAAGCUUAUGUACUCCCUAUCGGUCUCAGCAUGGGAGCUUUAAUAGCAAUACUAGCCUGCAUCAUUUUGCUGCUAGUCAUUGUGGUGUUGUUUGUAACACUGAGGAGACACAAGAACGAACCUCUGAUUAUCAAAGAUGACGAGGAUGUGAGGGAAAACAUAAUCCGGUAUGACGACGAAGGAGGUGGCGAAGAAGAUACGGAGGCAUUUGACAUUGCAACGUUGCAAAACCCAGAUGGAAUAAAUGGAUUUCUGCCCCGCAAGGAUAUUAAACCUGAUCUUCAGUUUAUGCCCAGACAGGGACUGGCUCCUGUUCCUAAUGGAGUUGAUGUUGACGAAUUCAUCAACGUAAGGCUUCACGAAGCUGAUAAUGACCCUACGGCGCCUCCAUAUGACUCAAUCCAGAUUUAUGGGUAUGAGGGGAGAGGCUCAGUCGCUGGUUCCCUAAGCUCCUUAGAGUCUUCAACCUCAGACUCAGAUCAGAAUUUUGACUACCUCAGUGAAUGGGGGCCCCGUUUUAGAAGACUUGGAGAACUUUACUCAGUUGGAGAAAGCGAUAAAGAAACUUGACAGUGGAUUACAAACUCUUUUUUCACUCUUGACUUAAACACUCAUGUAAUAUUCUAGGGCCACUGCUAUUAGUUUUGACUAAUGUGGCUUUUUUUGGUUUGUUUUAGGGGCAAGUUUAGCACCGGUCAUCUAUAAAAUCAACUACAUUGUAAUGUUGAACCAAAAAAAAAAAGUGCAUAAAUCAAAAGUAUAUGUUAGGAGGUCCGAGUCUUGUGGAGUGUGAAGUAAAGUACGUAGAGUGUCUAGAAGUCUUUGGAUAUUCUAUAUUCACAUGACCACUCUGAAGAUGGAGGUUUGGAUCUUUGAUAGUUUUCAGAGAAGUAAGGGGAAAAGAUACUUUUCUACAGGACAGUCUUGUGUGGAUUUUUGCUGAAGAAGAGUAUGUUCUGAAGGACAUUGAAGAGCUAAUGGUUUGUUUCCACGUUGCCAACGAAGAUCCCACUUUAAAAAAAAUGUUAAAGCAAUAUCUGGUCUUCUGUGCAAUGCUGAAUAGAAAAAAGAGCAUUGAUAACGUCCCUCUUGGCCUCAACUGUGCAGUGACCCUAAUUUGUACAUAAGGUAAUUGUUGGCCAGAAAACUACAGACUGAACAUCAUCUUUAAAUAUUGUGUCAAGCCUUAAAAUAUUCACAUAUUCUUAAUCCAUUCCAGUGACGGGAUUCAAAAUCCACAGUUGUGUAGAAGUUCAGGAGUGGGGAAAGAGCAUUGAAAGUUCCCUCCUUUUAACAAAAAAUGGAUUGUUUUCUAGAAGAAUCUCUCCUAUCACCGACUUCGUCUUCAAUAAAGAAAAAAAAUAUGUGAAAGAGGACGGACUUGCAUAUAUGAUACAAAAGCUGAUUUUAUUGCUAAAGAACAAAAUUUAUUUGUUUAAUCCUUGAAAUAAAUAUUUUAUUGAUGUCCAUUAACUGCUUUUAUUUAUUAAGAUUGGUUAUCGAGAAGAGCUUAAUGGGGGGGGGGGAAAGAAAGUCUAAACGAUAUCCAUUAAUUUGUUUUCUAUAUAUAAUGAAUGUUUAAUAAACUGUACAGUUUGAAAACGAGACUUGAACAACAAGCUGUCCAUUAGCAUAGAGGUUAUAUCUGAAUGUUAGCAGGGUGAAAGUGUUCCUAGAGGAAAACAGCAACAACCGUGGACCAUUUUAUACUAUCUUCAUCAACUUAAUAUCUGGUAUUUCGAUACAAGCACAAUUGGCUGGAAACAACCUGGUUCAUGUGAAUAUUAAAAAAGAAAAAACUCUAAACUUGUAAAAUGCCACCCAUUUCAUUAUCAGAUCAAACCUGCUUCUAGAUCACAGUAUUAAAAGAAGAACCAGUGUGUACAUAAUUUUUUUUUUGCUUAUGUUUCUAGCCUUUCUUUUCUAGAAUAUUCAUGGUUAUGCACAGGGAUCUUGCUCAAGGAAA